ACAUUAAAUUACUUAUUAAUCAUCAUCUUCAUCUCUAACUUUCUCUCUCCUCCAAUUUUCCCCCAAAUUCAGAAAAAAAAAACAUGUCUUCUUUCAAUCCUUCUGCACCUCCCAUGCCGAAUUCUUCAUCUUCUUCUUCAAAUCCUACCAAUUACAGUCAAAAUUACAAUUACGAUUAUAAACCUAAUAAUAGUAAUCAUAAUUAUAAUUACCCACCUCAAACUCAAACUUACCAUGUAAAUCAUCAAUCAUAUCCUACUCCUUCUACUUCAACUCCUUCAUAUGGUGGAACCCCACAACAAAAUUAUGGGUAUAAUUACAACCCGUUUCCUCCAGGAACUGACCCGGAAAUUAUUCGGAGCUUUCAGAUGGUUGAUCGUGAUAAUAGUGGUUUUAUUGAUGAUUUUGAGUUGCAAAAUGCGCUUUCUUUUGGUUAUCAUCGAUUUAAUCUUAGUACAAUUCGUCUACUUAUGUUCCUUUUUAAGAACCCAAGUGAAAGAUCUUUGAGAAUUCGUCCUGCUGAAUUUGCUGCAUUGUGGAGUUGUUUGGGUGAAUGGCGUGCAAUAUUCGAGAGAUUUGAUAGAGAUCGAAGUGGGAAAAUUGAUUUGGAAGAGCUAAGGGAUGCUCUUUAUAGUUUAGGCUAUGCAGUUCCUCCACCAGUACUUCAACUUUUGAUUUCUCGUUACAACAAUGGGAGUGGAGGAAAAGCUCAGCUUAGUUUCGAUAGUUUUAUCGAAUGCGGAAUGGUUGUAAAGGGUUUGACAGAAAAAUUCAAAGAGAAGGAUUCGCGCUACACUGGUUCUGCAACUAUCACCUAUGAUGAUUUCAUGUCUAUGGUUCUUCCAUAUCUUGUAACUUAUAAUUAACUGAAUGGUAUUUCAUGAUUUGUGUUUGUCCAGAGUGCAUCUUUGCUGUAUAUGAAUGUAGGUUUUUUAGGCCGAUUUUCAUCUUGUUCUUGUUGCAAUUUUGUGAAUCCUGAAUAAAAAGUAUUGUGGGGAGACCACCUUGCUGUGUAA
Messenger RNA from Beta vulgaris subsp. vulgaris (sugar beet), 1016 nucleotides. RefSeq names its product probable calcium-binding protein CML48. Gene Ontology annotation, molecular function: calcium ion binding. The transcript has 5 exons. Lineage: Eukaryota; Viridiplantae; Streptophyta; Magnoliopsida; Caryophyllales; Amaranthaceae. The record is from RefSeq and is a predicted model, not a curated record. The coding region runs from base 84 to 866 and encodes 260 amino acids.